AUGGUCGUUGGUGAGGCAGGCGCCGGUAAGAGUACCCUAAUCAAUACGAUGAUCAAUUACAUCUUUGGGGUGAAGUGGGAAGAUAACUUCAGAUUCAAGCUGGUAGAUGAACAUGGGACUGGGGCACAGUCACAGGCACAUAGUCAAACACAAAUCAUAUCAUCAUACACUAUACACAGUAACGAACAGCACAACAUUCCCUACACGUUGACAAUCAUUGACACGCCAGGGUUCGGGGAUACCAGAGGUAUUGAGCGCGAUCGAGCUAUUGUUGAACAGAUCCGGGAAUUUUGUUCACACCCCGAAGCCCAUGGAGUGGAUCACAUCGAUGCUGUAGGUUUCGUUGUUCAGUCUUCACAAGCACGUCUCACACCAACACAACAAUAUAUCUUUGAUUCAAUCCUUUCCAUCUUUGGUGAGGAUAUUGAGCCAAAUAUAUUGCUGCUGAUCACGUUUUCUGACGGGCAAUCACCGCCAGUCCUCGAGGCAGUUAAAAAGGCAAAGCUGCCUUUCAGUAAGACGUUCAAGUUCAACAACUCGGCACUAUUGGCAAGUCGAGGAGAUGGUGGAAUGUCGUUUGAUGCAAUGUUCUGGCAAAUGGGAUAUACAAGUAUGAAAGAGUUUUUCGAUUCUCUUGAUCACCUACAGCCGCGAAGUUUUACCCUCACAGUAGAAGUUCUGGACGAACAAAAACGUCUGGAGAUUGCUCUUGAAGGUUUGCAGCCUCAGAUUCAGUUGGCUUCUCACAAAAGGGCACAGUUAAACGAAGAUAAACAAAUGUUUGAAGAACGUGAACAGGAUAUUGAGGCAAAUAAGUAUUUCGCAUACGGCACUGAAGUUAGAAAACCUGAAAAAAAUAGGGAUGAGGAAAAGCCCGCACGAAAUUGUCCAAAUUGCCGCUACACUUGCCAUUACCCAUGUACCUUCGCUCCAUUCAAUUAUUUUUGUCAUGCAAUGUCGUGGGGGGGCUAUUGCACUGUGUGUCCUGGCAAGUGUUCCUCGGGCGACCACGUUAAAGAGUCCUUCAUAUAUCGGUGGAAAACGGUGAGAGAAAAGCAGGCUUAUGCUGACAUCGAGAACCGAUACAGAGACGCUUACGGGCAAAAACAAAGCCGUGAAGAAAUGAUUAAUAAAAUCGAAACUGAUCUGGCCAAUGCGGAAGCUGCUGUGUAUGAGUUAAUCCAGGACUCUCACCGUUGUACCCAGCGCCUCGAACAGAUCGCCCUCAAGCCUAAUCCAGUAAGAAUAGAAGAGUAUUUAGACAUGUUGAUUGAAACAGAGAAGGCAACAAAAAAUAAAGGCUGGGAGAAAAGAGUUGGGUCACUGGAAGCGAUAAAAAUAAGAGAAGACAGUAAGAAUGUAGUCAAAGAUGCAGCUGCAUGGGGCAGUACUUGGGGCGACAUGUUCAACAAUAUUUUUAGAGAAUUAGGACUACAGAGGACCUAG
This is a messenger RNA of Patiria miniata (bat star), 1446 nucleotides long. RefSeq lists its product as uncharacterized. The coding region runs from base 1 to 1446 and encodes 481 amino acids. Gene Ontology annotation, molecular function: GTP binding. NCBI's taxonomy places the organism in Eukaryota, Metazoa, Echinodermata, Asteroidea, Valvatida, Asterinidae. The transcript has a single exon. The record is from RefSeq and is a predicted model, not a curated record.